This is a messenger RNA of Papilio polytes (common Mormon), 6107 nucleotides long. It is a transcript of the gene melt, whose product is annotated as ventricular zone-expressed PH domain-containing protein homolog 1. The transcript has 13 exons. The record is from RefSeq and is a predicted model, not a curated record. Bases 265 to 3219 code for a protein of 984 amino acids. Gene Ontology annotation, molecular function: phosphatidylinositol-5-phosphate binding. NCBI's taxonomy places the organism in Eukaryota, Metazoa, Arthropoda, Insecta, Lepidoptera, Papilionidae. Gene Ontology annotation, biological process: regulation of signal transduction. Gene Ontology annotation, cellular component: plasma membrane.
CCAAUCAACUCAAAUCCGGGACAAAACUUCGCUUUUGUUAAAGAUAUAUUUUACUUUUUACUAUUUUAUUUCUUAUUGCAUUACUUAAUGAGGAAAGCAUGGUUUAAAUGUAAAAAGAGUGAUGCGCCACUUUGUGUGUUGGAUGAUGGAUAAAUCAAGUUCUCCGUAGGUGGCAAGUUAUGUUGAUGUGUCCAUUACGAGUGUUUAUUUCUCGAAGGCUGUUUCGGUUUCUCUGAGGCUUUCCAGUUCUUGCGCAGCGGCAAAAUGCAUGAAUUACUUAAGCACGUACUAAACGAGCGAGACUUGACUCGAGCCGGCGAUUUAUUUGCCAUUCCUGAUUCAGAAAUCGUCGACGAUCUAAAUGAAGUUUUAAAACAAAUAACAGAAAUAUCAUCAAGACCCGACUACUGCCGUAACGACCGAGACCAGGCACUGAUAGAGAUAUGUGUUACGCGCACCACAUCCUGUAUAAAAGAGACAGGGACUCUGGCCAAGUACUGUGCGGCUCUGGUGUCAUUACUUGAGUCCUGCUUGCAUCAUAACUUAAUGCCAGUUGGACAUCUCAGAGAUGAUGAUCCCCCACAUGCUAAAAUUGCCUCUGAUAUCAUAGCAUGUAUUGUUUUGGUUUCAUUUCCACUACAAUCAGACAAGGAGACAAGUGGCAAUAAAGAUGUGAUGGAACUAUUCCUACCAGUUGCUGUGCAGUUCCUACACAAGGGCAAUAGGGAGAUAUCCCGGCAUAUGGCUCGCUACUUAUCUUUAGCAGCGGUGCACCAUGCUCCUUUACUCAAGCCACAUGUGCAGACUAUUAUGGACUCUAUUAUGUCUGGCAACUACCCAUUAUGUCGUAUACUGACCAACUUGUAUGAAGUAUGUCCGGAGCCACUAGAAGGACAUGUUACUGCAUUGGUUUCACUCUUACCUCAUGCUGAACAGGUGGAGAAGAAUUCUCUGUUUGCUCUAUUUGAGCAGAUAGCGGUGCGUCGCCCGGAGGCGCUGAAGACGUGCGUGCCGCAGCUGCUGUCGUACUUGUGCCCGCACACCGCCAGCCAGACCGACCCAUCCUGCAUGUGUAUUGAUCUGCUUCAGCUGAUGGUGUGCCUGAGCCGCAGCCGCGCGGCGCUGGUGUGCGAGCACGGCGCGGCGCUGCGGCGCGCGGCGCGGCCCCCGCACGCCUCGCACGCCGCCAGCGCGCUCGUCGCCACCGUGCUCGCGCAGCUCGGACACACCAGCAGGGAGCGGGCGCAGGAGGCGCUGAACUUCGUGGUGGAGCGGCUGUGCGGUGGAGGCGGGGCCGGGGGCGGCGGCGCGGGGGCGGAGCGCGCGGAGCAGGCGGCGCUGCUGCGCUCCGCCACCGCGCUCUGCUCCGCAUACCCCGCGCUAUUCACCGACCGCCUGCUGGCCGCACUGCGCGCCAAUAACAACAGUCGACCAAAAUCAACGAUAUCGCAUAGCGAAGUAAACAGAACGUCAGGGGGCGUGACUAUAGUGAAACUGGGAGGAGCGACAAACGCUAACGCGGGGGCGGUGAUACCGAACCCCAGUGUGGCCACGCCCCCUGCGCCCGCAGCCACGCCCUCCAACCCGCCCGUCACCACCGGAUACACCAGACGAGCUAAAUUAGGAGAUUCUAGAAGCACAGGCCGCUUGCACACCGGACCUAACUCACACAGGAGUAUGACCAGGCUUAAUGUUGCUGGAGGGUCAGUGGGAGGACUCCAUAAGAGCAUGACACGACUCUCUUCCUCUCAGCAGAUAAAUCUCCUCAACGCCAACCAGCCCGCCGCCGGCGGCGUGGGGAAGGGUAGCAGCGGGGGCGUGGCGGGCGGCGGCGGGGGCGGGGCGGUGCCGGGCUCCCCGCCGCGCGCCCCCCGCCACCCCGCGCGACACCACCACCACAAUAUACUCAUCGGACCAUCCACUUCUACGAGUACGGGCCCAACUAUAAUUUCGGGGCCUCCUCUACAAGCACAAUCAAUAUCAGUGAACCCUCUCACGGGCAAGUCCUCGGACGCGCUCACACCGCUCACCUCCUCCGUCUCCAUACAACAUUCCAACUCGGCGCUGGGACAAAUAUCUGUCAUAUCGUCGGCGCAACCGCUCACAAACAACGGCGCGGCGCCCGCACCCCUCGCACCCCCCGCACCCCUCCCACACCCCGUGUCCAUCUCCGGGCCCGUCACGGUGACGUCACGGCGCGCCAACAACACCAGCGUCACCAUGAUCAACUCCAGCGCGAACGCGAACACGAACACGAACACGAACGCCAACCACCGCAUCAGCGUGUUCGAGCCGUACCCGAUGCGCGACACCGUGCAGCACUUCUGCGAGAAACACCUCGAUAAGAUCAAAGCGUACAUGGACAAUGUGUCGCUGAGGCUGCCCCCGCCGGCCAAGUGCACCAUCGAAGAGCGGCGGUCGAAGAAGCAGGCGCGGCUGCAGUUCGCGUGCGGGCGGCGCGGGCCGCACUGCCUGUACGCGCGCGCCGCCUUCUCCAUGCGCACGCGCGCGCCGCGCGUCUGGAUACACCUCAUGUUCCUCGCGCUGCAGGCGCGCCACGCCGCCGCGCUCUCCUCGCGCGACCCCACCGUCGCCAGCCUCAAGCACUGCUGGGACAUCCUCAAGUGCGAGAACAAGACCUUCCUCACCCUCGUCACCGGCGCCUUCCCCGCCGCCAAGGAGCAGGAGAUGCUGGUGGCCGAGCUGCGCGCCGCCGGCUUCUUCGACGUCUUCGAGCUGAGCGCCGCCCCGCCCGCGCCCGACGCCCCCAACGCGCCCCCCGCGCCCACGCACGCCGCCUGGGGCUGCUUCCUCUGCACGCGCCCCGAGCGCGCCGUCGGCUUCCUCGCCGCGGAGACGCCCGUCAUAGAGGGACAGCUCAAGGAGAAGAAAGGUCGUUGGAGACUCUUCCGCCGCUGGCGCACCAGGUACUUCACGCUCUCCGGACAUCACCUCUCCUGCAAAGGCGCCAGUGGGGGCGAAAGUAUAGAUAUAAACCAGAUCCGAUCGGUAAAAGUAUCUCGGGGUGCGCGGAAUAUCCCUAAGGCGUUUGAGAUCUUCACUGGAGACCAGACGCUGAUCCUGAAGCCGAAGGACGGCAAGAACGCGGAGGAGUGGGCGCAGUGCCUCAGCAUCGCGGUGGCGCACUCGCACGCGCGCGACGCGCCCGCCAAGGCCAACAGUCUGCCCGCACGAGGACUCACCCUCAAGAGCUUCUGAACACCACCCACCAAUACACGUAUGUGCUCAAUUUAUAUUAUCAUUGUUAUAUAAUAAUUGGAAACUUGUGACGGAAGCAAAUGUAGCUCUUAAAUAUAGAGUUGAUACUUUGUGUCGUUACGUUGAUUUAGUUCAAAACGUAGUUCAUAAGACAAUGGAUAUAAACAAUUUAUGUAUUAAAAUACAAUAAUUAUUUUUAUCAUAGAUAAAUAUUGAUUCUCGGGCAACGGUUUUCUUUCAAUUUUUAGAUUAAAAAUUUCAGUAUUUUCAUCACCUAUCUGAAAUGAGAUAGUUUUCUGUAAGUACGUGAAAUAUUACGAAAUGUUGCCAUUUUAGAAGCCUUUAUGCUCUUUAGACAUCGACAAUUUUUAUGUAAAAUGAAAUUGUAUUUUAAUCCCUAUACAAAUAUUAAAUGCUUACGUUGGAAACAUUCAAAUAUAUCAUUCUCGAAUUUAGCAAUAAUACAAUCUUUUAUUACUAAACUUGCCAAAUUAUUUGCCUUUCAUUAAAACGAAUGUACUUAACUAUAAAGCCAUUCAUGUACUUAUAAUAGUUGGUAACAGUUUUUUUUACUUCCAUAUAAGCUAUAUCAAAGAAUUUAUUGCAUAUAAGUUUUAGAAUGAAGUAAGAAUAGUAUAUACAAACAAGAUAUUAAUAUAUUUUGUAUUAGCUGAUAAAUAUCAGUAUAAUAAUUGAUAUUUGAUAAUAGUGGUUUUCCGGGAUAUAUUUGUAUAAUGAAAUAAUAUUAUUACUUAAUUUAUAUUGUAAUUUGAGCAAGCCACCGCGGAAUUAAUUUUAAAUAUAGACCAUAAUCAUGUUUGUUGUUAAAUCUUGUUAUUUACUACAGAAACACUUAAAAAACGUUUACUUUGAACGAAAGUACGUUUUUGUAAAGUUGGCAGUGAAAAUUCAAAGGUCAAUAGUACCAACCUUUUAAUUUAUAUGUACUCUUGUUCUGUUUUAUAACCUUAAAAACUGCAUACUAUUAUAUAAGCAUGAUAUUUAGUUUAAUAUAACAAUGUUUACCUUGUUGAAAGGAAACUAGAAAAUUUCAAAUGUAUUUUGUUUCAUAAAACACUAAGGUUAGUCUAACUUUUUUUUUUAUUUACUUUUUUUGUUUGUGUUUUCAAUUCACUGCCACUUCUAUUCACUAACAUUUUACUUCUGUCAUUAUGAUUUAAGAUUCUUUAAAUUAUUUAAACUAAAAGUCAACUUUGUAACGAAAUGCUCAUUGUAUAUUUAUGUGAUAAAGUUUUUUAACAUUCCAUUUAAACUAAGUCAAAUUAGCGUAUUUUUAAAGGCUGUUUUGAUUUGGAAAUACUAAAAGAAUUGCAAAUUCUAUGUUGAGUUUGAACAAAAAUAAGCAAAUAAACGCCUAGUUAAUUUCAAUGAAUUAUUUUCCCAAAUAAGGCAUACAAGACGGCAUAGUGACAUUGCCUCUAGUAUUUAUGGUUAUGAUACUGUGCAAAAUAUGGGUUUAGUUAUGGAUAGGUUUUACUUAUACAAAUGGAAAUUGCUGUUUGCAUGAAAAAUCUGUACUUAUAUUGUGUUUUAAUGAGUUUUAGAAACUUAUACAUUUCUUGUGUUUAUAUGCUUGUCAAUUUACUAAAGUACUUAAUAUACUGGAUGUUAUAGAUAGGUUUUAAAUUAAGCAUAGUUUUUUAUAUGUAUUGUGUUUAUAUAUAAUGAUGUUUAAGUAAAAAGUACAAUUAAAAAUUCUUAGCAAAAAAAAACUAAGUUUUCUGACGUUUUGACAUGUAAAUUUUAGGUUAUGUAUGUUGUAUCGAAUAUUAAAUUAUUAUGAAAUAAGGGAAAUCCAGAUAUAAAUUAAAUGCAAGUUCAACUUGCACUUACCAGUGCAGACAUUUAUGAGUUAAAAUUGCUGACUGUGUUUUGUGGAAACGUUAAAAAUGACAUUUUCUUAUUUUACCUAAAGCUCAAAGACUGAAUACUGGUCAUAGCUGUAAUUGUAUCAAGUUUCAUUAAAAAAAAAGUUUUAUAUGACCUCUGCGACCUUCAGUGAUGGAAUAAAAACACAAUAUGAUAAUACAAAAAUAUUUUGUAUUCUCUACCAAUAAGAAACUUGUUAUACUCCUUUGAGGCUUUAGAGCAUUGUUAGCAACAUCUAAUGGUGAAUUAUUUAAAAGACAAUUUUCUAUUUUGGAACGUAAUUUAGUCCGAAGUUUAAACAUAAAAUAUUGCAGAAAUCUAGGGCUUUAUUGUUUUGUUACGGGGAUAUUAAAAGACCAUUAUUUUGUAAACAAUUUAUUUUAUUUUUUAAUGUAUCCUGUAUUAAUGGUUGUGUAUUUGCCGAUUGGCAACUUAAAUAUUAUAUAUAAAGCAUAAUAUUUGUAGUAUUUUUAGAAUAACCACCAGUAUUUGAUUAUAUUCAAUAGUGCCAAUGUUUUAGUAUGUGCCCAAUAAAUAUAAGAAAAAUGUUUAUAUAGUCUAAUUUUCAAAUUGCUAUAACAAGAUUCAUUAUUAAUAUGUUAUAAUUCAAUUCAAUGUAAAAAAGGUAUUAUGUAAUAUUAUAUUUAUUUUAUAUACUUAUUGUUUAUUAUAUCAUGUAAUUAAAUCUUUACAGAUAAUAAAUAAAAUUUCAAAUAUACAAGAGGGAAUCAUUGGCUGUUGAAAACACAAAUUUAUUUUUUAAUUUGUAUUGUUUGGGAUUUAAAUUUGUUUUUUACUUAUGUUAAGUUUAGCUCAUGACUUAUGAAUCGGUGCUAGAUAUUAUAACAUAUUGUACCUUAUUACUUGAUAGUGCUUUCAGAUUUAAUUAUGUAAAAAGAAGAUAUUAAAUAAGAAAUAAUUUAUGAACUGUUAUUGCUGCCGUACAUUUCAGUGUCAGUACUUAAUUUUUAUUGUCAAUAAAGCUGUUUCAAAAUUAA